Alligator mississippiensis (American alligator) is the source of this 3813-nucleotide messenger RNA. RefSeq names its product keratin, type II cytoskeletal cochleal. The coding region runs from base 90 to 1598 and encodes 502 amino acids. The record is from RefSeq and is a predicted model, not a curated record. Gene Ontology annotation, cellular component: keratin filament. Gene Ontology annotation, biological process: keratinization; intermediate filament organization. Gene Ontology annotation, molecular function: structural constituent of skin epidermis. The transcript is spliced from 9 exons. NCBI's taxonomy places the organism in Eukaryota, Metazoa, Chordata, Crocodylia, Alligatoridae.
GGGACUCUACUCACUCUCCUCCUCUCCAGCACCACUUUCCUGAGCUUUUCCUUGAGGUUGGGGAAAGCCCAGACCCCAGCUGAAUAGCCAUGUCUCGCUCCGUGACUUUUAGCUCUCGCUCUGCAGCUAUGCCAGGGAUUAGCCAGGUCCGAGUCAGCACCGUCUCCUCAUCCCGUGGUGUGGGAGGGAGUGCUGGCUUGGGAAGGGUAGGCAGCUUUGGCAGCUCCAGUCUCUAUAACCUAGGCUCUAGCAGCAGGAGAGAGUCCCCGAUCGUACGUGGCAGCUCCUACAGCGUCCGCUCUGGAUAUGGAUAUGGCGGUGCCCUCGCUGCUGGGUUUGGCAGUGGGCUCCCAUCUCCUGGCAUCCAAGAGGUCACCAUCAACCAGAGCCUCCUGGCGCCCCUCAACCUGGAGAUUGACCCCACCAUGCAGAAGGUGCGGCAAGAGGAGAAGGAGCAGAUCAAGACCCUCAACAACAAAUUCGCCUCCUUCAUUGACAAGGUCCGAUUCCUAGAGCAGCAAAAUAAGAUGCUGGAAACCAAAUGGAGCCUCCUGCAGGACCAAAAGACGGCCCGGAGCAACAUUGCUCCCCUCUUUGAGGCAUACAUCAGCAACCUCCGGCGGCAGCUGGAUGGGCUGAUGAACGACAAAGGGCGUCUGGAGGGCGAGCUGAAGAACAUGCAGGAUCUUGUUGAGGAUUUCAAGAACAAAUACGAAGAUGAGAUCAACAGACGCACAACAGCAGAGAACGAGUUUGUGGUGCUCAAAAAGGAUGUCGAUGGUGCCUACAUGAACAAGGUGGAGCUGGAGGCCAGGGUGGAUGCCUUGACUGACGAGAUCAACUUCCUGAGGUCCCUCUAUGAAGCAGAACUCCAGGAGCUGCAGACACAGAUCUCUGACACCUCUGUGGUCCUGUCUAUGGACAACAGCCGUAAUCUGGACCUGGACAGCAUCAUUGCUGAGGUCAAAGCUCAGUAUGAGGACAUUGCCAACCGGAGCCGGGCGGAGGCAGAGUCCUGGUACCAGAGCAAGUUCGAGGUACUGCAAGCCACUGCUGGGAAACACGGAGACGACCUGCGCAGCACCAAGAAUGAGAUUGCUGAGACUAACCGCAUGAUCAUGCGGCUGCAGUCUGAGAUCGACAAUGUGAAAAACCAGCGUGCCAAGCUGGAGGCAGCCAUCGCUGAGGCUGAGGAACGUGGUGAGAUGGCCAUCAAAGAUGCCAGGGCUAAGCUGGAUGAGCUGGAGGCCGCCCUGCAGAAGGCCAAGCAGGACAUGGCCCGCCAGCUGCGGGAGUACCAGGAUCUCAUGAAUGUCAAGCUGGCGCUGGACAUUGAGAUUGCCACCUACCGAAAACUGCUAGAGGGCGAGGAGAGCAGACUGGCUGGAGACAGACCUGACAAAGUCAGCAUCUCGAUGGUCAGCUCUAGCAGUGGAAGUGGAUAUGGCAGCGCAGGUGGAAUCGGCUAUGGAAGCAGCUUUGGCCUGGGAGGAGCCAUGGGCAGCGGGGCCUUGAGCUUUGGCACUGGAGGCGGCUCCAGCCCGGUGAAAGCAUACUCCAUGACAACGACCUCUAGCAGCAGGACAAGCAUCAGAUAAGCUGCAGAAGCUAAAUCGCCACUGCCGAAAGAAAGAGGUUUUUGUUGUGUCCCAAUAGGUAAAAUGGCUCCAAUAACCCUGCAACGAUGAAUGAAAGAGCAAUAAGACGCAUCCCAGUCUACGACCCAACCACAGUUUCGAUCCUGAGCUCUUGAACCCAAAGUGAGCUUUGCCACUCACGACUUGACUAAGCCUCUGGGGUGAAUUUCAUCCUCGUGCAGAGGGCAAAGCUAUCCCUACAUGCUCCUGAACCCUUUGGAUGACCUCUCUGCUUGAGGUUGAAUUUCACCCAAGGCAAAAUCAUUUCAAUAUUGAGUUUUCCCACGUAUCUGCUGAAGGUUUUCAAAGGAGUAAAAAAAGUAGGGUGCUUAACUUCCCGUGAAGGAGGUUUGAGUUCCCAACUCCCUUAGGCUACUUUGCAAACUCAAGCCCCCUUUUUAAUGAACACAAAAGUGGUCCUAGUUUUUAUUUAGAAAGAAAGGAGAAGUUUGCUAAAAUGUGGUGAUUUCCCCCCACAUUUCUGAAACAGAAACAAACUUUAAACCACCCUCCUUUGAAUUAAAGUAAUUUCUUAUAGAAAACCUAGUAGACAGAUUUAAAUCUGGCUUUUUAUAAUGCAAAAAUUCACUUAUAAAUGAAGGUCAAGAAAUUAUGAAAACUGAAAUGUUCCCUCUUCCUCCCCUCACCCCCCCAAAAAAAAUUGCAUAUAAUUUUAGAAUAUAUAUCCCAGCCUAGGCCUCUCUAUUGGCAACUCUGUGUUUCAGUCUGAUGUGCAGGAUCAAGAAACAACAAGUAGCUUCCAUUAAUUUCCACACUUGCAAGAGACCAUUGUAAAAGCAGCCGUGGUUUACUCUCAUUUCAGUGCAGAGCCCAUUGGAAAUUUUGCUUUGCAAUUGUAGUGAAGGGAGGAAUGAAUUAGCUUGUAAAAAAAUAAAUAAAUGGGUUUCUGUCCUCGCGCUGAUGUAAACCCAGAAUAACUUGACUAAGGACAGUAGAGCAAAAUUGGAACAAGGGAGGAGAUUCUCAGGCUCAAAGAGAAAUACAGAAGGAACCAAAACUCCUGUAUUGCAUCUUGUAUUGUCAUUUAUGCUUGGGAAAAGUGCUUAUGAAAACGUGGACCCUGGCAUUUUGCACAUUGCAAAUGCUUUGCCUAAGCGUAGAUGCUGGUGGCAAGGCCCUGGGUGGUUGGGAAUCAGGGUCCUAUUCUAUACAGCAUUAUAUCACAUUCAGCAGACGAUGGGCCAGAUCUACAGCAAGGAUAAAUCAGCACAGCUCCAUUUGCUUCAGUAGGAUUACGCACAUUUACAUCAGCAGAGCAUCUGAGUCGGAGGGUCCAGAUGCCGUACCGCUUGUUAGGUAUUUGAGUGGCAAAUGGGUGUCUAAGUGCGAUCCUGUGCUACCCUGGCUAUGUCUCUGAAACACUGUGACCUAUUUAGUUUUGUAACAUGCCUUCAAUUUAGUCGUGAGCAAAGUCACAAAAAGGAGCAAGGAGGAGGAAUGGGACCCACGCACCUCUUGCAUUAAUAGGUUUGCAAGGAUUCAAGCAAUAAGACACACAAGAAGCCUACCAUUUAGACAUUUAGACACUUAAUCUACGGUACAGAAUCUCUCUCUCCUUUCUUGGUCUGCUUUAUUACUGACCUGGCCUUGUUGUUUGUAAAGCAAAUGCCCUGUCAUCCCAACUCUUUCGUGGGUUUGCUCCAAUGUGGACGAUAUCAUUUGGACUUGAGAUCUUGGCUGCUUUAUAACAAAGAGGUUAUACAGAGCUUAUUGGCUGCAUGGGCGUCAGGAGGACUGCUGGAAAUUGUAUCAUUCUCUCUUCGGGUACCUUUGCUCAGCAUAGAAAUAGGGGUAGUUUCGUGGAUUCGUGCUUUCUGGGGAACAGCUCCAGCGAAGCCGAGACCAUUGAAACAGUUCUUUGGUGCUUCUAGCUGUCACAGAGCUAGAAGAGAGCACAGUCCAUUGUUUUGCUACACUAAACAGUUGUUGCAGCCCAACUAGCUCUCUAGCUCUUUCCACGGUGCAUUCAAGCUAAAUGACAUUCAUUCUCAUUGUUUGGUUGAUUCUGUCUUAGAGGAAAGAAAAAGCCACACACAGCUUUUGUAUUGGAUUAUCAACCAUAUCCUCCCUGUAUUGUAGCUGUGGUUAACAUUUCCUGACUUUGUGGUAUGGGUGUGUGCAUGUCACCUGCUUUUAAUAAAGUUUGCCCAGUGUA